AAAUAAGAGAGCGAAGACUUUCUUCGCAGAAAUUUCAUCGGCUGGAUUGUCGUUUGUGGCUUCCGAUCGAAGCAAAUUAGGGUUUCCUUCGAGAUUCUGUGUAAAUUUGGAAGAUUUCGUAGUUCGAAAUUGAGGGCAUCGAAGAAAUUCAUCGACUUCGAUGGGGAAGCUCUGCUGCUUUAGUUUCGAUUCCAGGGGUGUAGGAGGAAAGGAAUCAUCUUGCUCAGGUAAAGGAAAAAGCGACGAAGGGGAAAUCAAGUAUGGAUUCAGUCUGAUAAAAGGGAAAGCUAACCAUCCGAUGGAGGAUUAUCACGUUGCCAACUUUAUCAAUCUCCAAAGCCAUCAAUUAGGACUAUUUGCCAUUUUUGAUGGCCAUAUGGGGGAUAAGGUCCCCGCAUACUUGCAGAAGCAUCUCUUCUCAAAUAUCCUGAAGGAGGGAGAGUUCUGGGUUGAUCCUCGGAGAUCCAUUGCAAAAGCUUACGAGAAGACAGACCAGGCGAUUUUAUCGCAUAGUUCUGAUUUGGGUCGAGGUGGGUCAACAGCCGUGACUGCGAUAUUGAUAAACAGGAGAAAGCUGUGGGUAGCUAACGUUGGCGAUUCACGGGCAGUUAUAUGUAGAGGAGGUAAAGCAAUACAGAUGAGUACAGAUCACGAGCCCCGUGCUGAAAGGGUUAGCAUUGAGGAUAGAGGCGGAUUUGUAUCCAACCUUCCAGGAGAUGUUCCUCGGGUUAACGGGCAAUUGGCCGUAUCCCGUGCAUUUGGGGACAAGAGCCUCAAAACCCAUCUGAGUUCGGAACCUGACAUAAAGGAGGUCACUUUAGACAGCAACACAGAUAUCCUUGUUCUUGCAAGUGAUGGCCUUUGGAAGGUGAUGUCAAACGAAGAGGCGAUUGACGUGGCCAGAAGGGCGAAGGAUCCACAGAAGGCGGCGAAGGAGCUAACUGCUGAAGCAUUGAGGAGAGACAGUAAAGACGAUAUAUCUUGCAUUGUUGUUAGAUUCAGAUGACAAACUCCAGAAACAAAAACCCCCAUGUUUGAGUUGAGGAAGGCAGCAGAAUAAGAGAUUAUAUCGAGGGAUUUGACUCAUCAGAUGGGUUUUGGCAUAGGGGGUGGUUAUGGACAGAGCUUCUUGAAGAACAGAGAGUUUAUUAUAGGUAAUGUUUUGGUUCUUUUGGUGUAAAUCUUGUGCUUUUAGGGACAGACAAAGAAGAAGAAGAGACCAUGAUGGAUGGUCUGGGUGGUAUUAUUAUAUAUUGUUUGAUUUGUUUUCAUUUUUUAUUUCUGCAAUGGUUUUAAGGCAUAAUACUAGGAAGUUUGUGUAAAUGAAAAAUCUCCCCUUUGCUGGUAA
This is a messenger RNA of Tarenaya hassleriana, 1348 nucleotides long. Its product is annotated as probable protein phosphatase 2C 9. The coding region runs from base 161 to 1006 and encodes 281 amino acids. Gene Ontology annotation, molecular function: protein serine/threonine phosphatase activity. Gene Ontology annotation, cellular component: nucleus; cytosol. The transcript is spliced from 6 exons. The record is from RefSeq and is a predicted model, not a curated record. NCBI's taxonomy places the organism in Eukaryota, Viridiplantae, Streptophyta, Magnoliopsida, Brassicales, Cleomaceae. Gene Ontology annotation, biological process: protein dephosphorylation.